Sporothrix brasiliensis 5110 is the source of this 930-nucleotide messenger RNA. RefSeq names its product monolysocardiolipin acyltransferase. Lineage: Eukaryota; Fungi; Ascomycota; Sordariomycetes; Ophiostomatales; Ophiostomataceae. Gene Ontology annotation, cellular component: mitochondrial membrane. Bases 1 to 930 code for a protein of 309 amino acids. The transcript is spliced from 2 exons. The record is from RefSeq and is a predicted model, not a curated record. Gene Ontology annotation, biological process: inner mitochondrial membrane organization; cardiolipin acyl-chain remodeling. Gene Ontology annotation, molecular function: 1-acylglycerophosphocholine O-acyltransferase activity.
AUGUCCGUCGCAAAUGCCAAGCCGCGGAAACCCGGUGCGCUCUGGCGGGCCGCGUCCACCUUUGUCAUGGCCACAACCGGCAUGCUUUGCCGGUCGUUUCUUUACGGCCUCAAUGAUGUCGAGGUCGUUGGCCUCGACAAUUUCUUAAAGCUUCUCGAUGCACGCAAGGACGUCGAGGCCCGGCAGCGAGGGCUGAUCACAGCCUCCUCCUCAGCACCAUCGGAUUCAGGGCCGUUACCGCAGGCGCCGGCUACGUCCUCGAAAUCUCCCGCCAGCGAGGUCUUCGCCUCGUCCUUCUCGCCCUCCCUCUACUACUCCACAAACGGCGCCGACCGUUGGCCCGCACCCUCUGCCUUUGCCUCCAACCGCCACGCCUGGGUCCACGUCUUCCCCGAGGGCCUUGUCCACCAGCAGCGUGAUCGCGGCCUGCGCUACUUCAAGUGGGGCGUGGCCCGCCUCAUCCUCGAGAGCGAACCCACCCCGGACAUCGUGCCCAUGUUCAUUGACGGGCUGGACCGCGUCAUGCACGAAGAGCGCACGUUCCCGCGGUUCCUGCCGCGCAUCGGCCAGAAGAUUCGUGUCGUCUUUGGCGACAUUCUCGACCCCGAGGCGUUUGCCGACUUGCGCGACCGGUGGCAGCGUCUGGUGGCGCGCAGCCUGCGGAGUACAAGACACAGCGGCGCCAGAACGGACGGCCCGGACGGCGCCACGGCCGUCGAAAUCGAGAUCGACCUCAAGUACGGCGAGGAGGCGCAGCAGCUGCGCAAAGAAACCGCUCAUCGCAUGCGGGAAGAGAUUUUGAAGCUCCGACGACGCUUCGGAUACGCCGAGGAGGACCCACGCCUGGGUCUCGCCGAGACCUGGGCCGACGAGCCGAACAAGAAGCGCUAUCGCAGCCAGGUGGAUGACAGCAUGGUGUACCGGGAAUGA